AUGCCAUCAGAGGACAGAGUAAUGGAAAAGGCACCGGAAGAGGAGGAGUUAGUCGAGGAAGUUGAGACCGAGACAGUACAGAUUACUUCCCCACCUAAGGAGAACGUGGUUCCAACUCUACAUACACCACCUGCAGCUCACACUCCCAUUGACGUGAGGAUUCCCUAUCCUCAACGUGUGCAGAAGAAGAAGACAGAUGCACAGUUCUCGAGGUUCUUGGAUAUAUUUAGGAAUGUGCAGAUAAACAUCCCAUUGGUGGAGGCACUACAGCAGAUGCCCAGCUAUGCCAAGUUUAUGAAGGAUGUGGUUUCCAACAAGAGGAGAUGGACGGAGUAUGAGACGGUGAAUUUGACUGAAAGCUGCAGCGCCAUUAUUCAGAAGAAGCUGCCAGCUAAACUGAGGGAUCCGGGAAGUUUUACCAUCUCUUGCAUAGUGGGAGAUUGUCAAGAAGGGAGAGCUCUAUGUGAUCUGGGGGCGAGUAUCAAUCUGAUGUUUUAUUCUUUCUUCCAGAAAAUGAAGAUUGGAGUGCUCUAUAUCACUGCAGAUGGCUGA
This is a messenger RNA of Salvia splendens (bonfire salvia), 552 nucleotides long. RefSeq lists its product as uncharacterized. NCBI's taxonomy places the organism in Eukaryota, Viridiplantae, Streptophyta, Magnoliopsida, Lamiales, Lamiaceae. The transcript has a single exon. The record is from RefSeq and is a predicted model, not a curated record. Bases 1 to 552 code for a protein of 183 amino acids.